Podarcis raffonei (Aeolian wall lizard) is the source of this 5130-nucleotide messenger RNA. It is a transcript of the gene CARNS1, whose product is annotated as carnosine synthase 1. Gene Ontology annotation, biological process: carnosine biosynthetic process. Gene Ontology annotation, molecular function: ATP hydrolysis activity; carnosine synthase activity; ATP binding. The transcript is spliced from 10 exons. The record is from RefSeq and is a predicted model, not a curated record. Lineage: Eukaryota; Metazoa; Chordata; Lepidosauria; Squamata; Lacertidae. Bases 379 to 3240 code for a protein of 953 amino acids.
CGCCACCUCUGCGAGGCGCUGCCACCCCCCUCGAGCCCAUUACGCUCCCGCGCACACCCACCCCGGCGCUCACUCGCUCCCAGCCCCCGGGAGCGCCUAUCUGCUUCGGUCAAUGGCUGUGGGUGUCUCCGGCGCUGGCGAGUGCCUGCCCGCCUUGCCCCGAUGCUCGAUAAGCUGCCUCGCCUUACUGGGCAUGCCCGCUCCGUUUCUAUAUAAAACCCGCCGGAGUUAAUCCCUGGACAUUCCCCGGCUCCUUCCACCCCGCCCCUCGCCAUCGGAUUGCGCUGGAUCGCGCCGCUCGCCCGGCCUCAGCAUCGCCCGCAGAUCCGCACGAGAGCUGCGCUUGCCGCUGCGCUGCAACAAGCAUCUUCACCUGGAAUGAUGCUGUCUCUGGACCAGAUCCACACAGAGCCACCUCCAACUCCCAAGGAACUGGAUUGGGCAGAACAGGGGUUUCUACCACCCCUGAGCCCCUUGCGCUGUGCCUGGCGCCGGGAUGUGCCUCUGGACUGCAAGAUCAGCCCUGAGGAUGCACAGGCCCGGGCCUGGACAGCUUACUACUAUGACCUGCUGCAGUGCACCUUGCAGCAGGAGGGGCUCCCAGAGACAAUUGACCACACAAAGGAGCCUCGAACAGGGUUUGGACCAUCAGACAUAACCAUCUGUGUCUUGGGCUCUCCCACUUCAUACUUGUCUGUGCUUCUGGAAGGUGGCAACCAGUGUCCUGGUAACAUGCUGCUCUGCCUGUCGCCAGCCUGGCUCUCAAAGGCACCAUCAGAAUCCCACCCGGGAGAGUCGUCCUUGCUGGUCUUCAAGGCCGUGACCUUUGAACUCGGCGGCCGCACAACCCUGGAAGAGUUUGCACCCCCGCGCCGUGUCACCUACUUCACUGGCUGCUUUGGGCCCUGCAAGGUGCAGGGCCAGUCGGCAGCAGAACUGGCCCGAGACCUCGACUGCCCCACGGGGGGCUCAGGGGAGCUAGCUCGCCUGCUGGAGGACAAGCUCCUGACCCGCCAGCUGAUGGACCAGCAGGCAUGCGUGGCUGUGCCCCCCACCCUGGCCUUCACCUUCAAGCGCCCGCUGCCUCUGCGAAGUGUGACAGAGGAGCAGCGUGUCCGCAUGGUGGAGCUGAGCGGCCGUGAGGGGCAGGACAACCUGCUGCAGGAGGAAAUAGCAGCCUUCCUGCAGAGUGGCGCCAUGGAGUCCUAUAGCCAGGUGGUGGUAAAACCAUCAGGCUGGCGCUGGAACGGAGCCCAAGCUGUGUCAUUCCAUGCUAAGUCAGAACAGGGAUGCGUCCUUCAAGCUGUCCUCACGCUGCUGGAGACCCUGGAAGAGGAAGAGAGCAUUUUGCUGGAGGCCUUCAUUCCCACUGCUCAUGUGGUCCGGCCUGGCCCUCCUGACACGAACGGCUCCCCAUGCAAUUCAUCUCCACAGCCCAAUCUAGCAGUCCGAAUAUGCGCUGUUGUCUGCAGAUCCCGAAAAGACCAGCCUCUACUGAGCAAGGUGGUGUGUGGUGUGGGCCGGGCAGAUAAGCCCCUGAAGCACCAGGCCACAGUGCCCCAGACUUUGGAGAGCAGCCUGCGUCAGUGGGGACUAAAGGAUGAGGCCCAGAUUGCAGCCAUUCAUGCCCAGAUAAAGCAGAAGGCUGAAGCAGCCAUGAAGGCCUUCAUGGACAUGGAAGCUGGCCUGUCAGUUGAGCAACGAGGUGGUCGCCGAGCACAAACCGACAUCAUUGGUGUGGAUUUUCUCCUAAGCUCAGAGGAACAGGUGCUGCAGCUGGUGGCCCUGGAGAUGAACUCGCAGCUGUGCCUAGAGACCUGCUCCGUCUUCGAGUCCAUGGGCCGGGUGGUGGGGGCUCCAGCGGGCGAGGCAGCACGCCCCCUGGUGGAGACGAUGAUGCGUCGCGCGCAGUGCCACCUGAUGGAGGGCAAACACGUGUUGGUCAUUGGGGCCGGCGGAGUCAGCAAAAAGUUCGUCUGGGAGGCAGCCAGGGACUACGGGCUAAAAAUCCACCUGGUGGAGUCCGACCCCAACCACUUUGCCUCCCAGCUGGUGCAGACCUUCAUCCACUAUGACACCACAGACCACAAGAGGGAUGAAGAGCAUGCCCAGAGGCUGCUGGGGCUUGUGCAGGAGCGGGGCUUGCAUCUGGACGGCUGCCUCUCCUACUGGGACGACUGCAUGGUCCUGACGGCACUGGUGUGCGAAGGGCUGGGCCUGCGCUGCAGCUCCCCGACAGCCAUGCGCGUGGCCAAGCAGAAGAGCCGCACUCACCUGCACUUGCUGCGCCGUCGCAAAGAGGGGGCUCGCUGGCCCUCGGCAGCGCUCUAUGCCGUGCCCUGCUGCCACCUAGAGAGCCACACGGAUGUGGAGCGGGCUGCGAGCCACAUCAGCUUCCCUGGGGUCAUGAAGCUAGAGUACGGGGCCGGGGCUGUGGGGGUCAAGCUGGUGGAGGAUGCACAGCAGUGCCACCUGCACUUUGACAAGAUCUCCAGGGACCUGCAGGAUGAUUCAGACCACCCGGGCAUCGGGCUGGGCUGGGGCAAUGCCAUGCUAUUGAUGGAGUACGUCUCCGGCACUGAGCACGACGUGGAUCUGGUGAUGUACGAAGGGCGGAUGCUGGGGGCUUUUGUCUCUGACAACGGGCCCACCCGGGUGCCCAACUUCACCGAAACGGCAGCCUGCAUGCCCACCUGCCUGCCCCCUGACCGUGAGGCACAGCUCAUCCGUGCUGCCUACCAGUGCUGCUUAGGCUGCGGCCUCACCGACGGCGUGUUCAACGUGGAGCUGAAGCUGACCGCGUCCGGCCCCAAGCUCAUCGAGAUCAACCCCCGCAUGGGCGGCUUCUACCUCCGCGACUGGAUUCAGGAGAUCUACGGCGUGGACAUCAUGCUGGCCUCCGUCAUGGUGGCCUGCGGGGUGGUCCCCCUCCUGCCUGCUCGCUCUCGCCCCCGCAUGCACCUGGUGGGAGUGAUGUGCUUGGUGUCGCAGCACCUGCAGGCCCUCAAGUCCACGGCCAGCCUGGAGACGCUCCAGGCCCUGCAUGAGCGUGGCGUCAUCCGCCUCAACCUGCUCGAUGACGAGCUCGUGUCCAGCGAGUACGAGGAGCCCUACUGCAACGUGGCUUGUGCCAGCUCUAGCCGCCGCGAGGCCUGCCUCAAGCUGCUAGGCAUCUGCCAGGUGCUGGGCAUUGACUCCCCACACUACCCUGUGGCCCACUUCCUCUCGCAUUUCAAAUAGCCUUGGAGAUAUGGCUCCCUCCGUCUGGAGCUGAGCCUGGGCCUGCUCCGGAGAGGGAGCCUUGCCUGCCCCUGCUCCUAAAUUAGCCUUCCCCUGCUCCCAACUCACCACUGGGGUUUGCAUUAUUACACAAACGCCCUAUUUCCUACAGUCUUUCUCAAGUGGCUGCUGUCUCCCUCAGGAAGGAGCGUGGCACCAUCUGGUGCCAUCUCUGGUAAGUGCCACACACACACACCAUUCACACCCUUGAAUGGGCUCACAUCCUCCUUUUGCGGGGGGGUCCUAUUCAAUGCAGAGUCCCACCCUUCUUGAAGUCAUCUCCUCUUCCUUUAUUUGCAGCUCUGCUUAAUUCCCCAACUACAACCUUGGGUCCUACAUCGUUCCUCCCCACCACCAUACACAGAGGCAAGAUCUCGCCUCUUCACUUUCCCUUUCUUCCGCUGGGGGAAAAGUUGUUGGCUCAUGGCCAGGCAUCCCCCGGAGAGAUCCUAUUUCAUGCUUCCAAAAUCAGUGGAAAGAGGGCUGGGGUCAAAAAAUUCUUACAGUCCCCACCAGCCACAAUACUUCAGUGAUCCUGCAGAGCAAAAUAGUGCAAAUCUGACUCUGAGCAUUCUUCCCCCCCCCCCGCCCCAAAUACUUAACCCCCGUAUGCAAACGUCAUUUACUUACGGGAAAGUCCCGCAAACUCCUCUGCCAACCUACUGUAACAAAAGGACCAUAUGCAAGCCUGCAAUAACAGAUGUUUACAGAGCAGUAGAAUGUAAGACAUUAACAAGCUAGUUCCACUGACUCAGCACUUGCAAACCCCCGCAGUAACAUCCUAGCGCCGCGUGAUCCUUUUAGGAGCUAAUGAGCAUGCACAAUACUGUGCUCAUAAAAUGACCAUAGGAAUAACAGGAGGGCAAACAGUGAUGUGGUGGCAAUCUCUGACAUGCAUGCUUAGGUGCUGGGAGAAGCCGCCAACCAAGUUUUCAGUGCUUGCAAGAGAAACUGCUGUAACAAUCUCCCUGCAGUGUCCCAAGAGAGACCCUACAGUAGGAAAUCGCUGUGACAGAGCUUCUAAGCACCCACCAGUAACACAUUAGCAUAUGAGAAUCUCCAGUGAAAAACAGCACCAGCACUCCUGACUUACCUUAAAAUAAUCAGCCUUCCAACGGAAGCCCCUUCCAAUGCCCCUGAAGACCCUACACUACUAAGAAACCAUAGUGCCAGCAUUCCUGAGUGUUUCUGCAAUAACAAGCCACAACCUUGCCACCACUCUGAAUUAUGAUGAAGUAGUAAUGCUUUGUGCAUAGUCCUAGCAUCCCCAAAUAAGUGACGUUACCAAUAUAGUACCAGCAUCCUUAAAAAUGCCUAUAACCAGCAUAAAGGAAAAAGAAGCAAAAGCAGUUUUGACUGGCAUGGUGGAAGAGCAUCUCUUGUCUGUUUAGCAUGCUAGUGGAAAACUCUGGCCCUCCAGAAGCGGUUGGACUACGACUUCUGUCAGCCCCAACCAGACAUGGCCAAUGAUCAGAGAUGAUGGGAGCUGCAGUCCAUCAGCAUCUAGAGGGUCCAUCAGCCUACCACACUUGUUUAAUAGCUCAUGGGUUUCUUGCAGCUUCUGAAAGAGCAGUUGCAGGAUGGAGCACCUGAAGGGCCUGGGAUGACAUUCCAGAGCCUGUGAGGCUUAAAAUGACAGGCAUAUUGAUCCUGUUGGGGGAGAGGGGAGGCAGGAACUGAGAGAUUCAGGGUGCCCAUGAUUGGGUGACUAACAGCAGGACCAUUAGUUAAGUGUGCCCUCCUAACAUGGGUUGGUGACCCUGCCUUCCUGCCUGCCUAUCCUUCCCAACACUUCUGUAACCAGGCAGGCAUAAUAGUUCCUCCCCCACAAUAAAAUGCCGUGUAAAAACA